Molecule: messenger RNA, 1883 nt
Organism: Syngnathus acus (greater pipefish)
Lineage: Eukaryota; Metazoa; Chordata; Actinopteri; Syngnathiformes; Syngnathidae
Product: 5'(3')-deoxyribonucleotidase, mitochondrial-like
Exons: 6
Coding region: 364-1086 (240 amino acids)
Biological process (GO): pyrimidine deoxyribonucleotide catabolic process
Molecular function (GO): 5'-nucleotidase activity
Source: RefSeq, a predicted model, not a curated record
UCUGCAUUCUGCAAGGCAAGCCAAUGCAGAACAGUUUGUUCCGAGUUCCGUCCAACUACGGCGUUGGACCUAUGAAAUCAUAUUGUACCGCUGCUGCAUGCCGAAACUGCUGUUGUCUUCCAAGCUGACAACUUGUCAGGUUAUGGGGAGCCGUGGGACAUUUGACAAUACGUUAGCAAGCGACUCAAUCCGACCCCAUGCGGCAGAGGCCUGUCACGUUUGACCUGUGCGCCGCCGCAGCCGCCGUAGACUCCGCUUCAAAGCUAACGUCAAGAUAGCAUCCGAGCGGUGCAGAUAACGUUGAAGCAUUAUGCGGCGGACACAAAACGUCAAGAGAAGACGAAUGCAAUCCAUGCAUCGUGCAUGAAAACGGGGUCCGUCUUGGAUGCGAACGAGGAGUCCAUCGCAAUGUUACUGUCGACCACACGUCGUCUACUGGCAAGAGGAAAAGCGCUGCUCACUCACACAUUUCAAAGGAGCUGUGGAACCAUGACCCAUGGGAAGAGACUGCGGGUGCUGGUUGACAUGGACGGCGUGCUGGCCGAUUUCGAGGGGGGGUUCUUGAAGAAGUACCGGGCCAGGUACCCGAACGAGCCCUACAUCACCCUGGAGGACAGGAGAGGCUUCUGGGUUUCCGCGCAGUACGGAAGACUCCGGAGUGAUCUCUGUGAAAAAGCCAUUAGCAUCUGGGAGUCCAAGGGCUUCUUCAGUGAGCUGGAGCCCCUUCCUGGUGGGGUGGAGGCAGUCAAGCAGAUGGCCAAUAUGGACAACACAGAUGUCUUUAUUUGCACCAGUCCGAUCAAGCGUUUCAAGCACUGCCCUUAUGAGAAGUAUGCGUGGGUAGAAAAACAUCUGGGUCAUGACUUCCUGGAGCAGGUCAUUCUAACCAGAGACAAGACGGUGGUCAGCGGAGACGUCCUCAUUGACGACAAGCCUGAUAUUUUAGGCGUGGAGCCCAAACCCACCUGGGAGCACGUGUUGUUCAGCGCCUGCCACAACAAGCACCAUCCCGCCAAGCCUUGGCAGAGACGCUUGCUGUCCUGGUCUGACGACUGGAGAGCCAUCCUGGACAGCAAAAGGCACUGAGCUCCUUCAAUAGGGCCCCCGACAUCACCAGCAGCCUUCGAGUUGAGAUGUCUUACCGUAGUCGACCACAGGUGGGCGCGCUAAAACUGAAACAUGUUUCAAUCAAGUUAAACAUACAGUAAGUAAGUUAAGGAGUAAGCCGGCCGGACAGUACUGUACUGGCAGAAAUACUGAAGUUAGCAGCUAAAUGUCCAGGUUAUGUGCUCGUGUAAGAAUAAUGGUUUGAUAGUUAACAAUUUUGCAGAGGUGCUUGAAGAAAACCAUUGGUAAGACCCCAUCAGUACGCGCAAUCCGCAAACAGAAGCAAACCACAUGCGCCUGUGUUUCUCUUUCAUUUCGUGUCUAAAAACAGCUGAGAAAUGAUUUGUCUUUUUUUGGUGCUACUUUGCUUUUUUUAACACCUAUGCAUGUCAUGAACAAGGCCUAUUUGCUUGAUUGUUGUUUUGCCUCAUAAUCAAGUUGAAUAGCUGAACGUGAAAGGCGGCAGUGAUGCAUGCUGUUUAGUUUCAAAUAAAAGGUCGUAAAAUAGGACAGAUUUUUGGAAGGAUUUCACGACUAAAUAUGAAGAGGUGAUUUCUUUUGAGAAAUGAUCUGUGCUUUACAUUUACAGUACAUGCUGAAAUGUCCUGUUUUCUUUGUGUUUCACCAAAAAAAGUACUGUAACGUGUCAUCAUUUACAAAAAACAAUUUAGGGUUGUGUUCAAACAAUUUACCAUUGAGUGGUAAAAUACCUCCAAACAGUUGUAAAUGUGUAUGAACUAAAAAUAUCGUCUCUAAUAAAUCCACAUUUCAAGUCU